Molecule: messenger RNA, 995 nt
Organism: Astrephomene gubernaculifera
Lineage: Eukaryota; Viridiplantae; Chlorophyta; Chlorophyceae; Chlamydomonadales; Astrephomenaceae
Source: the annotation of a GenBank genome assembly
UACAGGCACUCGCCCAUACGAACACUAGAGCCAAUUGCGCCGUAUGCAUGUAACGCACAGUUAAAGGACUUGCUUAUUUUAAGGCCAGAAGGGCUUGCAAACAUAAUUCACUUUUUACUAAAAAGGUCGAAACCGUCUUCGGUACUCCGUUAAAUUCCUCUACUCUAACAUGGCUCUGCUUCUUCAACGCCCUUUUGCUCCCCGCGUCUCGGGUACUCGGGUGCCUUCCCGGGCGGCUGUCGCUGUUAGGGCGACUUUCAAGGUCACGCUUAAGACUCCCAAGGGCGAGAAGGUUAUCAAGUGCCCGGACGAUACCUACAUUCUGGAUGCUGCUGAGAACGAGGGGGUCGACCUGCCGUACUCCUGCCGUGCGGGCGCUUGCUCCGCCUGCACAGGCAAGAUCGUGUCGGGUAGCGUCGACCAGUCGGAGCAAUCCAUGCUGGACAAGAAGGAGCUUGCCGACGGUUUCGUGCUCACGUGCGUCGCCUACCCCACCUCGGACGUCGUGAUUCUGACGGAGCAGUCCCCCAACUAGACACCUUGGUUUGGAUGGUGGCUUGGGCUUCUGGAAUGGUAAUAGCUAGGUAGCUUUCAGUUGUCCCUUGCAGCGAGUUGGCUGUUCGGAGGCGGGCACGCAGGGUGGGGGCAUGGAGGCGGGGCGUGCGUGAGGGAACAGAGAGGGAACUAUAAACUCAAUCUUCUAGGUUUGUCCUCCGGGAUACUCCUUGUGCCCUUAACUGGGUACCGCUAUAUUUACUUUAGGAACACUUGGCUUGGCAUUGUAGGUUAGACAUUUGGCAGGAAACCUCCUGCAGAGAAGUAGGGUGGCGAAGUUGACGUGCCCUUGUGAGUACUGCACGGUUUAGUUGUACCGGUUAGUUAUACCGGCUGGUCGGACAAGGGGGCUGGUGCACAUUGCAUCUGUCGCCGCAUGUUGCGCAAAAUCCGGGACGACGACGGCUAUUACACCUCUUGUCUGUCUGUCCCACGUGUUU